Eurytemora carolleeae is the source of this 1293-nucleotide messenger RNA. Its product is annotated as protein FAM169B. The transcript has 11 exons. Bases 332 to 1102 code for a protein of 256 amino acids. Gene Ontology annotation, molecular function: acyltransferase activity, transferring groups other than amino-acyl groups. Lineage: Eukaryota; Metazoa; Arthropoda; Copepoda; Calanoida; Temoridae. The record is from RefSeq and is a predicted model, not a curated record.
UUGUCUGCUAUGACUUCUACAAUCUACAGUUUAUACUCAAUACUUAUAAAUCUCCAAACUUUAACGCUAAAAUACACACAAAACAAUCGAUAACCUUAGUAUUUUCUGCAUGUAAAUCUUUUCAUUAACUUUAUACAAAUUCAUUAAAUGUUUCAUAAUUCAUGUAAUUAUUCUUUUUAAAUUUUCUUAUUAGUCCGAAAAUCGCUAUUUGAGCUAUUUUAACGAUCCAUUAUUAUAUGGGACAACAUGUGUAGAGCUAUGGGUACUUAGCUCCCGGCCCCCUUAAGAAUUCUAGAAUACUGGGAGAAUCUUAACAAAUAUAAGAUUUAAAAUGGUGGAAGAAACUUGUUCGACAGAAUGUUGUGGUUCUAAAAUGGGAAAAGUUGAACUGGUUCCUCGCCCUAGUGAUAUAAUGAAAAACGAUGAAGACCAAAGUUGGCUGUUUGGACUUCAUUGCAGAAAGUGUAAAAAGUGCCCUUAUUUGAUCGUUCCAAAAACACUUUAUAACUCCCAAGAAGCGGAGUUUGAGGGACAAGACUUCCAGUUUCUUGAUUAUAACUCUACACAAGAUAUACUAGAAGUUCAAAGUUUACUAACGACAGAGGAAGAUGGUUGGAGCGUGGCAAACACUAACUUUAAAAGGUUCCAGGCUGCAGUUCUGAAUAACGCAGUGUAUUCACUUGAAGAAGGUCCUGAUCAGGACAAUUUAGAAUCUGAAUUUAAUCUUCCAUAUCCUCAGGACCAGGUUUGGUUGUGUGGUUCUGGUGGGGUUAUUGUUGGAUUUGCUUUAGUUAAACUUAAAGGAAAUAUUUCCGGAUCUAAUUUGUUCAUCCGGAACAAGAUGAAUAUUAUUGAUGCUGUUUACAUCAGAAAGUCUCAUCGAAGAAAAAGUCUUGCCAAAAAAUUCAUUUCACAUUUGAUGAGUUUCCAUUCAGGGAACCUAGGAUUUAGUUCUCCAGUAUCUAAAUCUAUGCUGGGACUACUGACCAGCCUACUGGAGCACAACAAACCUUGGCAGGAUAGAAUCUGGAUCCUGGAGUCAGAUGGUUUAGAGUUUAGUGAGAGAAACCUAUGGUUGUCACAGAAAAUUUCUUUGGUGUAACAAAGGCCCGAAUAAUUUUUUUUGGUCGGAUUGAAAUUAGCUCCAAUAUUUGGAAAUUUUCUAUUUUUACUUUUUAAAGAUAGGCACUGCACAUGUUGGUUGUUACAUUUCACCAUUUCAUUUCAUUUCAAGGGUACCGUUGUGAAUAGGUUAUUGCCAUCUCUGCCUGGAGGGUCAAUUGAAAAUACGCU